Trematosphaeria pertusa is the source of this 2191-nucleotide messenger RNA. Its product is annotated as HET-domain-containing protein. The transcript has 2 exons. The record is from RefSeq and is a predicted model, not a curated record. NCBI's taxonomy places the organism in Eukaryota, Fungi, Ascomycota, Dothideomycetes, Pleosporales, Trematosphaeriaceae. Bases 31 to 2157 code for a protein of 708 amino acids.
CCUCGAGUAAAGCAACCUACCCUCCAAGGGAUGGCUGAAGAGAGCUUUACAUACCUACACAGUUCGAGCUGCUCGACGAUCGUGGGACCGGAUAAAGACAGCUGCGACUGCUUCCUUUCGCGGACUACACUCUACCAUGCCGCCACGACCGAUGAGUCCCAUACAUUGAGAUCACUCCACGAAACCGAGCAGGCGGCGAUUCGGAAGUUCGUGGCGCGCAAGAACGCAGUGAAGCUCGCACAAACGCAAGAGAAGUUUGAAGGCGGGGUGUAUUCCCCUCUAUGCCCAGGCGAGAUUCGCGUUCUGGAACUAUAUCCUGGAGAUUUCGAAACCCCAUUUCGGGGAAUCUUACAUGCGGUCAGUGUCGACUUCGAAUAUCCGUCUCUCAACACCUAUCCAGUCCGGAAGCGCAAUACAGAUCAUGGCAUAUCUCUUCCUGGAGGUAGUACAGUCUGGUAUACUGCGCUCAGCUAUGUCUGGGGCGCGCCUCAGUUCAAUGAGACCAUCCAGGUUGGAGAUGACAGCAUUAAGAUUACCACAAGUCUCGCGUGUGCGCUCCAGCAUUUGAGAUCAGAAAAGCAGAGUGUAUUCCUUUGGGUGGACCAGAUUUGCAUAAAUCAAGCGGACGCAAAAGAUAAAGAACAACAAAUUCCCUUGAUGGGGUUGGUGUACAGCCACGCCACGAAUACUUUGAUCUGGCUCGGCGACGAAGGGGACGACGACGCGGCACUAGCAUUUGAAACCCUGCACAGAGCGUAUUCUGCUGUGCAAUACGCGGAACAAGCUGUUACACCAGCGGACUUUGCGCGGCUGAGCCUACCCAACGCCAACGAUGCUGCAUGGAGAGAAGUGAGGCAGCUUUUCCGUCGCCCGUGGUUCACACGUUUAUGGACGAUCCAAGAAGCCGUUCUUUCCCUUCGUAUAUUCGUCAAAUGCGGUAAAGUUACCGAGUCAUGGGAUGACUUUGCCUCCUGGUGCGCUUCUCUUCAACAGGCCGGACUACUCGACUGGUUAGUAGUAGAGAGCACCAUCGAUCUCCUAAACCUGGAGACAACUACAAAAAGUCUGCCUCCGCCUACGGGAGGUACUACGGUCAAUGCUCUUCAACAAGAGCGGUUCGUCCGUGCAGUGACGAGCCAGCAUCGAGUGUUAUUGGAUGUUCUGGUCUCUACGCGAUAUGCGCAAGCUACGGAGGCAAAGGAUAAAGUCUACGGGAUCCUUGCGCUGGUCGAGACAGAUAUCAAGCCAAGAUAUUCUACCAAAGUAUCAGUACGAGAUGUGUAUCACGAAGUCUGUUUGGUGCCGCUCCUAGAGGACCCAUACCGUAUCCUCUGUUGCGUAGAUCACGACGCACCACUUACGCCGUCUUGGAUUCCAGAUUGGAGCGCCCCACGAGUUACCGAAUCUUUUGGAUAUUCGACCAAGUCGUUGGCACUUUACAGUGCUGGCGGUAGCCGCUACAAUCUAGGAGGUAACGCCUUUCACAUACGACUGGAACUGAGUGACGAUAAGAAGCGCCUCACCCUUCAAGGAAAGAUAUUUGAUUCCAUUGCUAUGCUCGGACCCCUUACCACCGAUGCUUCAUUGGACAUCGAUGAACCAGCGCAGAACAACAAGCAAUGGGCUCCUUACGUGGACAUCGCACACACUCAGGGCCACUAUCCAGACGGAUCCUCCAUAUACGACGCAUUCUGGCAGACGCUCGUAGCCGGAAAAGACGGAUCCGGUAAUGCCAGAGCUCCGAAAGACUACAGCGAAGUGUUCAGCCUGAUUCUCGACUCAUCUGUGGGGAACAUGUCAUCGCUUCCGGGUCAAACGUACAGUACGCGCCGACAGAAGGGAUUCUUUACCCUCGAUAGUCUUCGCUCGCGGAAACCCAAGCAGAUUUAUGAAGAUUUGCAAAAGGCUUUCCGAGCUGCUUUGCAGAAUAGGCGGUUCGCUGUGACCGAGAAAGGAUAUUUUGCCCUUGUUCCAAGGGGUACGGAAGUAGGAUAUCGGGUUUGCGUCUUUGAGCAUGCGAAUGUACCGUACGUUAUCAGAUGUGUAAAGAGCGAUAGAGUGGUAGAACUUCUGGGUGAAGCGUAUGUUCAUGGGAUCAUGGAAGGCCAGGUAAUGGGGAUUGCUGACGUCACAACACAACCUAUUACCCUUGUGUAGAAAGCAGGACUAGAUCGCGGAAUCAAGAGCAUCC